UGUGGCGGAGGGGGAACCAGCCGCACCGACCGAGCCGUCGGGUUGGGGCAGCCGCGGGCGAGUGGAUCGAGCAACUCCCAACGAGACGCAGGCGGACGGGCGGGUGCUGGGAACCGAGGGACAGGUCAUUCCCGCGGGUCUGUGAAGAAGGUCGGCGGCCCCAGCGGGUGCCAGUCAGCUUUAAAAAAAAGUAGAAAUCACUCCUGACUAUACUGCAUAGCAAAAAUUAAGUGACUUCCUAUACUGCAAAUCAUGGCACUACCAUUCCGGAAGGACUUAGAAAAGUACAAGGACCUAGAUGAAGAUGAGCUCCUUGGGAAUCUAUCAGAAACAGAACUGAAACAACUGGAAACUGUUCUGGAUGACCUUGACCCUGAGAAUGCCCUUCUGCCUGCAGGGUUCCGGCAGAAGAACCAGACGUCAAAGUCCGCCACAGGGCCAUUUGAUAGAGAGCACCUCCUUUCAUACCUGGAGAAGGAGGCACUGGAGCAUAAGGACAGGGAAGACUAUGUGCCCUACACUGGAGAAAAGAAAGGGAAAAUAUUUAUCCCUAAACAGAAGCCUAUGCAGACUUUCACAGAAGAAAAAGUAUCUCUUGAUCCAGAAUUAGAAGAAGCUUUGACAAGUGCUUCUGAUACAGAAUUGUGUGACCUUGCAGCUAUUCUUGGGAUGCACAACUUGAUAACGAAUGUCCAGUUAUGUGAUAUAGUGGGAAGUAGUAAUGGUGUCGACCAAGAACAUUUUUCAAAUGUGGUAAAAGGUGAAAAGAUUCUUCCAGUAUUUGAUGAGCCACCAAAUCCAACCAAUGUUGAAGAGAGUUUAAAGAGAAUUAAAGAAAAUGAUGUUUGUCUUGUUGAAGUUAAUUUGAAUAAUAUAAAGAAUAUCCCAGUUCCAACCCUAAAAGAUUUUGCAAAAGCUUUGGAAACCAACACACACGUGAAAUAUUUCAGUCUUGUGGCCACACGGAGCAAUGACCCUGUCGCUGUUGCUUUUGCAGAUAUGCUGAAAGUGAACAAAACUUUGAAGAGCUUAAAUAUGGAGUCCAACUUUAUUACAGGAGCUGGGAUUCUAGCACUGAUUGAUGCUCUGAGAGAUAAUGAAAGCCUGGCAGAGCUCAAGAUUGACAAUCAGAGGCAGCAGUUGGGGACAGCUGUAGAAUUGGAAAUGGCCAAGAUGCUUGAGGAAAAUACGAACAUCCUUAAAUUUGGAUAUCAGUUUACACAGCAGGGACCCCGUACCAGGGCGGCUAACGCUAUAACAAAAAACAAUGACUUAGUUCGCAAAAGACGAGUUGAAGGAGACCACCAGCCGCUUGCUCUGGAGAAGCCAGUUGCCAAGAUGCAAAGACACUCAAACUGCUCUGGAGAGGCUCAUGUGGCAACUAACUGAGGCCUCCUCCCAAGAGCACAUGAGCGAGCCAUCUUGGAAACAGAUCCUUCAGACCCAGGCAAGCCUGUAGAUAAUGCAUUCCUAGCCAACCUCUUGACUGCAGCCUCAUCAAAAGACCCUGCGCCACAACUACCCUGCUAAGCCAAUCGUGACCCUCAGAAAUUGUGAAAUAUUAAAUGUUAGUUGUUCUCAUCUGGA
Molecule: messenger RNA, 1587 nt
Organism: Callorhinus ursinus (northern fur seal)
Lineage: Eukaryota; Metazoa; Chordata; Mammalia; Carnivora; Otariidae
Source: RefSeq, a predicted model, not a curated record